GACGGCUUUGUCGCCGGCCGUUGGAGAAGAACUUUAUAUAGUUCUGGUUCCUGUCAAAAUCGCUCGAAUUGCCUAGACUUUCGAUUUUGCCUGGAACCAGUGACGUUUAAUCACACUGCUCGGUUGCUCUUGUACGCCAAUUUGCGUUUCCCACUCCUGUCUCACGGGAAAAUCAUCCCUUGGGGACUCUUCAAUACUUUACAGAAUUUUCUUGGCAGCCUGCGUUAUCUACGUCAUUUGUGAAUGAAGCCAUGGCAAGAGACGAAGAACGCUCUUCAUUGCAUAGCUCUCUCGACGAUGAUAGCAAUUCACUAGAGCAGCGGCGCACCAACUACGAUGAACGGCCCAACACAGCGCUGGAGAAGCAGAGCACGGCGGCCUCUGCCCUGUCAGUCUUUGAACAACGCGCGCAGUCGGUAGUUUCAAGAAUUCGCAGUCGAGAACCUGGUCAGACUGCACGCUUCACGCACCCUCUGACACAUACCAAAACAUCGACUGAUGUGAUUGUGGACUUUGAUGGGCCUGAUGACCCAUAUCUCCCGCUUAACUGGAGUUUUAGGAAAAAGGCUAUCACCACUGUAUUAUAUGGGCUGACAACAAUGGGUGCGACUUGGGCCAGUUCGAUCUACUCCACAGGCACGAGACAAGUCGAUGCGGAAUUCGGUGUUGGCGAGGAAGUUGGUACCCUUGGUACAGCAUUGCUGCUGUUCGGAUUUGGGCUCGGUCCGCUUGUAUGGGCACCGUUGUCUGAAGUCUAUGGGCGUAAACCUGCCGUUUUAGCCCCAUACUUCAUUGCCGCUGUAUUCUCCUUUGGUACCGCUACCGCCAAAGAUCUGCAAACUGUUAUGAUCACUCGGUUUUUCACCGGAUUUUUUGGUUCAGCACCUGUCACUAACACUGGCGGUGUUCUGAGUGAUAUCUGGACCGCGGAACAGCGAGGAGCAGCCAUCGUUGGUUAUGCUAUGGCCGUAGUUGGAGGACCGGUGCUGGGACCCAUCGUUGGUGGUGCAAUCGUUCAAAGCUAUCUUGGUUGGAGAUGGACUGAAUAUCUCACCGGUAUAAUGAUGAUGUUCUUCCUCCUGAUGGACGUUCUGUUCCUAGAUGAAAGCUACCCUCCGGUAUUAUUAGUCUACAAGGCCCAGAGACUUCGAUUUGAAAGCGGUAACUGGGCUCUCCACGCGCGGCACGAGGAAUGGGAUGUCACAUUCAAAGAACUCGGCAACAAGUACCUCAUCCGCCCCUUCCAGCUCCUGACAACCCCAAUUUGUUUCUUGGUUGCCCUUUACGCCUCAUUCGUUUACGGUAUCAUCUACCUCAGUUUGGCCGCUUUCCCCGUUGAAUUCCAAGAAGUCCGAGGCUGGAAUCAAGUUGUCGGCGCAUUGCCAUUCCUGGGAUACCUAGUCGGAAUCCUCUUCGGCGCGGCCGUCAACCUCCUCAACCAAAAGUUUUACGUUAAGCGCUUCAAAGCAAACAACAAUUUCCCCGUUCCGGAAGCCCGCCUUCCCCCAAUGAUGCUAGGAUCCGUUUUCUUCGCCGCAGGCAUGUUUGUGUUCGGCUGGACCGGUCAACGAGACAUUCACUGGAUCGGCCCCAUAAUGGGUGCCGUGAUGAUGGGCUUCGGCUUCUUCACCAUCUUCCAAGCCGCCCUCAACUAUCUGAUCGACACCUUCCAGAAAGUCUCCGCGAGCGCUGUGGCAGCUAAUACUUUCCUCCGGAGUGUCUUUGCCGGCUGUUUCCCGCUCUUCGCCAGUAUCAUGUUUCGCAAGCUGGGUGUACCCUGGGCUGCUAGUGUGCUGGGCUUUGUUUCAGUUGCGCUUAUACCCAUUCCGUACUUGUUUUACAUCUUUGGAAAGCGCAUCAGAGCUGCUGGGGAGUGGUCUCGUGAUUCUGUAUAUGGGCACUGAGCGCCCGCUGUCUUCGUGACCAAAUGAUUAUGACGACAUCAUGUUCAAGAGAUAUGGUUGAGUAAUGUUCUAUUUUUGUUGAUUCGUGCUUCAUAUACCCCUUGGCGAAGCAAGUCU
Molecule: messenger RNA, 2021 nt
Organism: Aspergillus pseudonomiae
Lineage: Eukaryota; Fungi; Ascomycota; Eurotiomycetes; Eurotiales; Aspergillaceae
Product: MFS transporter
Exons: 5
Coding region: 252-1904 (550 amino acids)
Biological process (GO): transmembrane transport
Molecular function (GO): transmembrane transporter activity
Source: RefSeq, a predicted model, not a curated record